Molecule: messenger RNA, 1069 nt
Organism: Eucalyptus grandis
Lineage: Eukaryota; Viridiplantae; Streptophyta; Magnoliopsida; Myrtales; Myrtaceae
Product: glutathione S-transferase U8
Exons: 2
Coding region: 151-825 (224 amino acids)
Biological process (GO): glutathione metabolic process
Cellular component (GO): cytoplasm
Molecular function (GO): glutathione transferase activity
Source: RefSeq, a predicted model, not a curated record
UUUCUUUCACCGGCGUGCGCUGUCUCACUAAGGAUUCUUCUCUAAAAUUGAACCUUUUAAGAAGCCAAAGAAAAUCAAGUGACUCUUGCAAGUUCUUACUUAGGUAAAGCACAAGAAGAGUGUUCUCAGUGUGUGUGAGUGUUUGGACAGAUGGAGGAAGAAUUGAAGCUAUUGGGUAUGUGGGGAAGCCUGUAUAGCCGGCGAGUUGAGAUGGCUUUGAAGAUCAAAAGGGUCAAAUACGAGUACUUAGAGCAGGAGAUAUUCCACAAUAAGAGUGCUUUGCUUCUCAAGUACAACCCAGUGCACAAGAAGGUACCCGUGCUUGUCCACAAUGGCAAACCCAUUGCGGAGUCUCAGAUGAUUCUCGAGUACAUUGAUGAGACAUGGAAGGACAACCCAAUUUUGCCACAAGAUCCAUACGAGAGAGCGAUGGCUCGUUUCUGGGCUAAGUUCGUGGAUGAAAAGUGUGUGCCAGCUCUCUGGAAGUCCUGCAUGAGCGUUGGGCCCGAGAGGGAAAAGGCGCAGGAGGAAGCAUGUGAACUCUUGAGCACUCUUGAAGGUGAGCUCAAGGGCAAGAAGUUCUUCGGAGGCGAGAACAUCGGGUUCGUCGACAUCGUGGGCGACGUCCUCGCGUACUGGGUUGGAGUCCUCCAAGAAGCGGUCGGGGUCGACGUCUUGACCGAGGACAAGUUCCCCGUGCUGUGCAGGUGGGCCGAAGACUUUCGGAAUUGCCCGGUCGUGAAGGAGAAUCUGCCUCCAAGGGACAAGCUCUUGGCCUUCUUCAAGACUCAAUCCGAGAUGUUAAAUAGCCUUCAGAAAAAAUGAAGUCCACGAGUUUUGGGUCAUCCUUGGGUCGAAGUGUGAUUGGGUUCUUGUGUUCGAGUCAGGGCUUUUUAAUAGUAAAAAAGCUGAUACCAGUAUAGUGUUUCAGGAGUCUUGCAUCUUGAUAGAGAUGGCCCACGAUAAUCAUGGUUUAAUCAAGCAUCAAUUUGCUGUAAUUUCGGUGUUUUUCGUGCCAUAUAUGUCCUAUUUACUGAAUAAAUGAAGUUGAAAAUGCUUUUUUCCUUCA